CUGAAGUGAGGUCUCUUAAAUCGUUGGCACGUCUUCCUCCCCGAGGUGGUGCAAUUUGGCGUAAAUCCUGGAGUCCUUUGUCACUUUGUUUCAGAACUUAUGAUUAUGGAGAAAUGGAAGAACAUAAGGGCUGCGUUUAAUAAAUCUUUGAAAAAGACAACUGGAGAUUCAGCAAAAAAGAAAUACUUAUACCAUGAUAAUUUAUUGUUCAUGUUAAGUAUUAAAAGAUAGCACCGAAUCUAGCUGGGUAGAGGAUACUUCGCUAGUUAAUGAUGAUGAUGAUGGCGUUUCUGAAGAAAUGCAAAGGAAGGAGGAGAGCUUUCAGAAGAAUUAAGAAAUGGUAAGGUUAUGGAAGGUCAAGAAUUAAACAGCGAAAGAAAAGAGCAAAGACAUUAGCUGAUACUGAGGUGAACUUCCUCCAGAUGAGGAUGAGUUAUUUUUCAAAUCGUUGUUGCCUACUGUAAGAACACUGAACGUGGAUGAAAAAUUAGAAUUUCGCAUGGAAGUCCUUAGCAUCGUUCACAAAAUAAGCCAAAAAAAAACGAAAUCAACGGUAUUAUCAUCCGCCAUUACCGUCGCCACAGCCAUCACUUCAUUCAAAUUCCAGGCAAUCAAAUUAUGAUUCUUCUUCUCCCCAGUAUGUGUAAUCAUAGCCCAUCAGGACCUGUUGGUUUUCCUCAACAAACAUACACGCAACUUCGAGGCAUUAAUGGUUUGUUGGAAUAAUUUCAAUAAUUACUAUAUAAUUAGAUAAUUAUACUAUGUAGUUUUGAAAAUACACAUUUAUUGUAUUUUGAAGACAUAUACAAUCUCUUAAUCGGUCAACUAAAUAACCAAACGUCUCUUUACUCAUGCGAAAAUAAUUAAAGAAUUUUCCAGGGGUUUCUCUAAGUUUUUCAAAUAAUGUACAGGGUGACUUACGGGAGACGGAUGUUUUUGAAAUGGCUAGUGCAUGCCUUCGUUAAGUGGUGGGGCGACGGACGGUAGGUCAUUCACUCCAUUGCAGCUUACCAUUUCAGUAGCAAUGGAGCAGUGGACGACGGAGCAUCGUGUUUUUGCGUACGAUACGUUUGUUCGAAAUGGCGAGUCUGUUAUAACCACACAACGAAUAUUUCGUCGCCACUUCAAUAUCGGUCGGAACGGCACAGUGCCAAGUCGAGACACUUUGUUAAGGUGAGUUAAGGCAUUCAGAACAACGGGGACAAUAUCCAAGAAAAAGCUACCAGGCCCUGCAAGAACAGAAAGGACGCCUGAAAACAUCGCCAGUGUGAGGGCUGCAAUAAUCAGGAGUCCGAGUCGAUCUGCACGCCAACAUGCACGAGAACUAAACAUGAGUCGUGAUUCUGUGGUCCAGCAACUCAACGUGGCGGAUUAUCAACAAAGAAAAGAAUUCGCAGAGCGUAUGCAACUGUUGUUUAAUGGUAAUCGUAAUGCAGUACUGUUAAUGAGCGACGAAGUCCAUUUUCAUUUGAACGGUUUGGUAAACAAACAUAACUUUCGUUACUGGGCUACUGAAAAUCCCUGUAACAUUCAUGAAAAACCUCUCCACUCUCCAAAAGUUACAGUUUGGUGUGCGGUAGCCAAGUUUGGAGUUAUUGGGGCGUAUUUUUUUCAGGAAAAUGGCGUGACGGUGACAGUGACAUCACAACGCUACGUUCACAUGUUGAAUACAUUUUUGAGGCCAUACCUUCAGAGGCAAGGAUUCAACGUGAAUAAUGUUUAUUUCCAGCAAGAUGGCGCCACGGCGCACACUGCUCGCGCAUCAAUGGAAGUUGUGAGAAACAUGUUUCCUGGAAAGCUGAUUUCACGUUUUGGUGACGUACCGUGGCCGCCAAGGUCACCGGACUUGUCCUACUGUGAUUACUUCUUGUGGGGGUAUUUGAAAGAACGUGUGUAUGCUCACAAACCCCGUAAUUUAUUGGACUUAAAAGACGCAAUUACAGAAGAGGUGAAUUUGAUUGAUCAAGACAUGUUGACCCGAGUUUCCAAUGAUUUUCAACAGAGGCUGGAAACCUGUAUUGAAGCAGAUGGGCACCACAUGACUGAUGUAAUUUUUAAAAAGUAACUUUUUCAUGAAAUGGUAUGUAAUAAUCUUUAUUUGUGUAACAAUAAAAUAAUAGUAUCUUGUAAAUUAAUUGUGUACUGCUCAUUUCAAAAACAUCCGUUUCCCGUAAGUCACCCUGUAUAAAACGUCCCUUCCACAUAUCUGACCCUCAAAAUGGGAUGGACCCAAUAUUGCCUUAGAGUCUGGAUAGCUUGCCUUCUUCGGCGCCUACGUAAAACCAUCGCUAGUAAAAUUAAUUUCCUUCGAUCCAUCACUUCGAAGCUUACAGCACCAACUGACUAAAAUCAAUCUGGCAACACGGAAUAUUAAUCUAAACUGAUUCGCAAGUGGGCGAGCACUCAGCGGAUGCGGCGUCAAAUUGUGCCGUUACCGUCUUGUGGCCAAACGCCCUUAAAGUACCAGUGCGCGCAACUGAGUGAGUGGUUUCGCCACAGUUUCGUUAAAAGGUACAACCAGGAGCUCAAUCUGCUCAACGCAAAGGAGACGGCAUCGGCAUCAAAAAGGUAGGCGCUCCACAUUUUUGUAAACGGGCUCAAGUGCGUUUAUAGACUCAGUGGUCUAUUCCGUUUUGACAUUACGACAGUAGAGUGUACACUCAUUUGCCUCUCUUCUUUUUCUUGUGUAGGCAGGGUGUCUUAAAUUAUUGUAAAUUUUAUAGUAGCAUUAAUUUUAUUGUAGGUAAUAUAUGUUAGUUCGAGUUAGAUUUAUUAUUAAUUAUUAGCCCACUGGUCCUGUUUGAGAUCUUGGAUCGAUCUCCGACUUCGAACGAAGGAUCAGGUUGUUUCGUAACCAACGAUAAUAAUUUUAUUGAAUUUGAAUAACAAGAAUAAUUAAAUUAAAAUAUGUAUAAACUUAAAUUUAU
This is a messenger RNA of Photinus pyralis (common eastern firefly), 2927 nucleotides long. RefSeq lists its product as uncharacterized. The transcript is spliced from 2 exons. Lineage: Eukaryota; Metazoa; Arthropoda; Insecta; Coleoptera; Lampyridae. Bases 1331 to 2065 code for a protein of 244 amino acids. The record is from RefSeq and is a predicted model, not a curated record. Gene Ontology annotation, molecular function: nucleic acid binding.